AUGAAGAAUUGGGACAACGCUAGAAUCCAGAGUGUACUGACCGAGGAGUUCUCGUGCGAUUUCAAAUGGCUGUGGAAUGUGCCUCAUGCCAGUCAUCAGAACGGUGUCGUCGAGUCUCUUAUUAAGUCCGUCCGACAAGCCUUCAAUGUUACCUGCAAGAGUCAAGCGUUUACGGCAGAACAGUGGUCAACAUUCCUCGCAGAAAUCAGCUACGUGAUCAAUAGUGGCCCUUUGUAUCCCAGUUCGGAUGGCGUUUGGGAGAGUCCACCAGUAACACCGAAUGAUAUCCUUCUUGGGCAGCAUAAUUCACCACCUCAGCCAACCCCGGAAGAUAGAAUCAACCCAAGAGAUCUUUUACGAUGCACACAAAACAGAAUCGUCGAUUUCUGGAAAUGCUGGUUGAAGUAUUUUGCACCCAAUCUAUUACCCCGCAACAAGUGGUUCCGAAAAAGAGACAACGUUCAAGUAGGGGACCUGGUUCUGGAGCUUGAUCCAAAACAUAAAAGAUGCCAAUGGAAGAUGGCACUUAUCACCGAAGUUCAUCCCGGAAGCGACGGUCUUGUGAGAAAAGUAAGAAUGAAGACGCAAACAGGAGAAUAUGACAGACCCAUCCACAAGCUGUGUCUUAUAGCCACCAGAGAAGAACUUGAUGCAGACUAG
Paramuricea clavata is the source of this 660-nucleotide messenger RNA. The record is from the annotation of a GenBank genome assembly. NCBI's taxonomy places the organism in Eukaryota, Metazoa, Cnidaria, Anthozoa, Malacalcyonacea, Plexauridae.